Messenger RNA from Dermacentor andersoni, 780 nucleotides. The record is from RefSeq and is a predicted model, not a curated record. NCBI's taxonomy places the organism in Eukaryota, Metazoa, Arthropoda, Arachnida, Ixodida, Ixodidae.
AUGCAGAGGACUACGGCGUACCACACAAUUCAGUGUCUCCAAGACCUGUUCUCGCGUUUUGGCGUACCCGAGACCAUCGUGACCGACAACGGACCACAGUUCGUUUCCGAAGAAUUCAAGAGCUUCGUCAAAGGCUUCGGUGGUCGUCAUAUCGUGAGUGCAGCGUACCAUCCAAGCACGAAUGGCCUUGCGGAGAGAUUUGUACAGACAAUGAAAUCUGCGUUGCGGAAAGGACGACCACAAGACUCCUUGCAGGCAACCUUACAGACGUUCCUGGUGACGUACCGUAACACGCCGCAUGCGACUACAAGAGAAACUCCAGCAAACCUUUUCAUAGGUAGACGACUGCGCACGAGACUCGACGCAGUCAAGCCUUCUGUCGGGGGAAGAGUGGCUCAGCAACAGCUCUCCGAUAUGGUGCGACGCAAGGCACGUGAGCGACUUUUCAACAUCAAUGAUGAGGUCCUCGUGAGGAAUUACAGAGGUCCUGAGAAAUGGGUCCCUGGCACUAUCAUUCAGCAGUCUGGCCCCGUUUCAUACAAGGUUCGCGUUAGAACGAAUCAUGGGGUGCUCAUUUGGCGUCGUCAUCAAGACCAGCUACUGCUCAGCAUCGACAGCUCAAAGCAGAGCAUCACGGAAGAUUUUAUUCCAGACUUCAGGGAUCCUGAGAGCGCCAACGAGCCAUUUCCAGCUGCGGCCCCUGCGGCAACGACCGACCCUCCAGGGGAGCGACGCUAUCCACAGAGGGACCGGCGACCUCCUGACAGAUAUCAGCCAUAG